Anopheles stephensi (Asian malaria mosquito) is the source of this 2280-nucleotide messenger RNA. RefSeq names its product chromatin assembly factor 1 subunit B (gene Caf1-105). Bases 160 to 2127 code for a protein of 655 amino acids. Gene Ontology annotation, molecular function: protein binding. The record is from RefSeq and is a predicted model, not a curated record. The transcript is spliced from 4 exons. Gene Ontology annotation, cellular component: nucleus; CAF-1 complex. NCBI's taxonomy places the organism in Eukaryota, Metazoa, Arthropoda, Insecta, Diptera, Culicidae. Gene Ontology annotation, biological process: DNA replication-dependent chromatin assembly; nucleosome assembly.
GUUUGUUGACAAACGCCUGUCACCCUUUCGGAGUCUGUCAGUUGGAAAGUUUGCGCGCUCAAUUUGUUGUUUUCGUCGUCGGUUGGAAAGGUGAUCAAACAAUCUUUAUUUUAACCAUCUAACACUCGAAACUCGAUCGUAUUAAAGUGUACAGCAACAAUGAAGUGCCAAAUUCCGGAAAUAUCAUGGCAUAACCGUGAUCCGGUGUUGAGCGUUGACAUCCAACCGAAAGGAGCGAACGAUCGUGAUCAUCAAUAUCGGCUGGCAUCCGGUGGGACUGAUUCGCAUGUGCUGAUCUGGUACAUGAUACAAAAUCCAGAGUGUGGGACGAUCAACUUGGAACUGGCGGCUGAUCUUACGCGACAUCAACGUGCGGUCAAUGCGGUACGAUGGUCACCUUCGGGGGAGCUGCUAGCAUCUGGCGACGACGAAAGUGUAAUAUUCAUUUGGAAGCAGAAAGGAGAGUCGGAAACGCUAAACAUUCUUGACACCACCAACGAUCAGGACAAGGAAACGUGGCUAACACUGAAGGUGCUUCGAGGACACAUGGAGGACGUGUACGAUCUAUCCUGGUCGGCCAACUCGCAGUUUCUUAUUAGUGGCUCGGUAGACAAUACAGCGAUCGUGUGGGACGUGCAGCGUGGCAAAAACCAGGCGAUUCUUCAAGACCACAAGGGAUUCGUUCAAGGUGUUGCCUGGGAUCCGCAAAAUAAGUACCUGGCCACGCUAAGCACGGAUCGAGUGUUUCGCGUAUACGACGUCAAAACAAAGCGUGUCGUGUCGAGGUGCAAUAAAUGUGUUCUGCCCGUGCCGCAGUCGCAUCCACUGAGGGACAAAACCGUUCGGCUGUUUCACGACGAUACGCUGCAGACAUUCUUCCGGCGUUUGUGCUUCAGUCCUGAUGGGAAUCUGAUCGUUGCGCCAUCUGGAGUUGCCGAGAUCGAAGGUGUUUCAAAGCCUCUGCACACGACCUACAUUUUUACGCGAAACUCUCUCCGACAGCCCUGCUUCACACUUCCUUCGCCUGAUCAGUACUCGGUGGCUGUGCGCUUCUGCCCAGUGUACUUCCAGCAUCGUUCACAUGCAGAAAAUAAACCACCGCUUGUGCCACUCCCGUACAGAAUGGUGUUCGCGGUGGCUACGAAAAGUUCCGUCUAUCUGUACGAUACGCAACAGGCCGCCCCGUUUGCUCUGAUAUCCAACAUCCAUUAUACUCGGCUUACGGACAUGGCGUGGUCAUCCGAUGGAAAGAUACUUAUAGUGUCAAGCACGGAUGGCUUUUGUUCGCUGAUAUUUUUCACUGAUGGUGAGCUGGGAAAGGUAUAUGAAGCUCCAGCGAUAGAAGCACCCGCUGCAGACAAUACCAGUACACCUCCAAAACCAUCCGAUUCCACCAAGGAUGCAAUUACUAAAACACCAUCUCCACCGAAGCAAUCGCAGGUUGAAAAAGACGAUGUGAAGAAAGACGUAAAACCGGCACAACCGAUCGCGUUUAGAAGGAAGCCAAAACCGGAAGAAAAUCAAGCGAAGGACAGCGAUCUUCCCAAGACGCCACCAUCCGGUGAAAAGCCUGUGCAGCCGGUGGAGUUUGUCAUAGAAAAGGAUAAAAUAAUCAGCAGCCAAGAAAAGUUCGAUAGCCCUGCGAAAAAGGAUCGCCCAGUUACGCCAAUUGCUGUGCGGAGGCACCCAAGAACACUGUCGGACAAAAAGGACGAUUCACCACAAAAUCCUGCGCUGGCCUCGUCAGCUUCAUCGGUGGGAAAGAAUUCUCCCAAACCCAUCGCAAUCCGUCGACAUCCACGAACACUGGAAACUGGUGCGGCGAAACCUACCGCUGAACCGACCGCAGAGGAAGAUGCCAACGAUACAUGGCCAAUCGAUCAACCGAAGCCGGCUGCUGCCAAUGGUGUAACGAAACAGCAGCUGCUUCCACAGCCUUGCCCGAUGGAAACUGACCAAACGGAAGACAUAGUGCUGUUGGUAGAAUCCGACGGGGAAGAUGAAGCGGUUCUCGCUCCUCCUAAGAACGAGCCAACGAAGGAGCCGGAUUCCGACGCACCGAAAACACCGCGACGGGUUGAGUUCCGAACGAUAUCGACGCCGAAAUCAAAAAAGAAACUUUUAUGAGCGACGCUGUGUAAGGCAGGCAAAAGAGGGCGUUUUCUCGUGGGAAGAAGGUAGCCCGGAUUUGUGUUUAUUUAAGCAUAUGUGCUAUCAUGAUUUAUUAUUAUAACCUAUUACAAUUUACAAUUCAGUAGUAACCAAUAAGCGGUGAGCGGA